GCAAUGCCUAGUGGUUUAGUUCCAGAUUUCGAGUCAUGUGACUCAUUCACGCAAGAUGAAUGCUCCCCAUUUAAGCGCUGCUUGUGCCCCGCACUUGCCCACUCGUACUUGCCUACCAGAGACACCUGCUCCCUUCCACCGCUCACUGUCUAGCAACAAAUCCGCAGGAUGAAACGAUAUCGAAUGGCAGGAAUACGAAGGAUGGACAGAUACGACUUUCAUGGUCACAUGCAGAAGAUCAAGGCUCUCCCUAACAAAUGGACUCAGGCGCAGCUUAAGAGAAUCAAAGACUGUGCGAGACGGAUAAACGAAAGCGGCAAACUUGGAACCAAAGAAAUCAAGAAGUUGCGACGUGAUCCUCGGGGCCAUAAAGGAGAACAAUAUCCAAAAUCAUCAAAGACACAAAGACGGCACCGGAUAUUCGCUGCGUUUCUGAAAACAUGUAUUCAAGAGUUCGGUUUAUACAUGGGGCUGUUGUGCUCGUGCGCGCUUGCACAUAGGACAAUAGCCGAUGUUGGAAGUGAUAAAAGGAAUGCCCUGAUCAAAGCCUUGAAAACAAAAAGUCUUCGGACAGAAACCCUCACAACACUCGCAUCUAAACAUGGGGCGGCAGGACGUCAAGGUGAAGACUGGCAGUAUGAAUACAACCCCAGUGCCAAAACAAUGCAAGAGAUUCUUGAUAAUAUGAAAGAGGGCGGUUCUAUGAGGCUAAAGUGCUGGAUACCGGUUGAAAAUGCACAAGACCGGCCCCAUUUAACGUUUGCGAUAGACCGCGACCUCUUUUGGAAAAUAGUGGAUAUUGCAAAUGUUGACGAUAUGGACGCUUUUAUUGAUCAGGAUUCUUCAGCAACAACGAUUGUACCAUAAUAGACUUCGACGUAUGCGUUUGCGGGAAGAACCUUGACUUCUGGUCGAGAAGAUUUGACAAUCCAGAUACUCUCGACUGAUGAACCAUUGUUCUGCUUGAAGGCCUGCAUAUACCCACUGCACUCGACCUGUCCUCCUCCUGCGAAGAUGACUUUUCUGGGUUUGGAAGAUGGCUAUGAAUUUGCUGUUCAGAUAUUUCCUACAAAUAGUAGGAGAAUGUACUUACUGCCUCCGACAUUUAAGAUGAUGUGUUACAAAGACCUUAAUUCAAACUUUGGAUGAGGGUGAAGCUUGCUAAGGUGGAUAUGCUUGUUUAUAAUACAGUGAAAUGUCACAGAAGAU
Molecule: messenger RNA, 1209 nt
Organism: Aspergillus sclerotioniger CBS 115572
Lineage: Eukaryota; Fungi; Ascomycota; Eurotiomycetes; Eurotiales; Aspergillaceae
Exons: 1
Coding region: 184-867 (227 amino acids)
Source: RefSeq, a predicted model, not a curated record